Fomitiporia mediterranea MF3/22 is the source of this 2109-nucleotide messenger RNA. RefSeq names its product methionyl tRNA synthetase. NCBI's taxonomy places the organism in Eukaryota, Fungi, Basidiomycota, Agaricomycetes, Hymenochaetales, Hymenochaetaceae. The coding region runs from base 1 to 2109 and encodes 702 amino acids. The transcript has 14 exons. Gene Ontology annotation, cellular component: cytosol; aminoacyl-tRNA synthetase multienzyme complex. Gene Ontology annotation, biological process: methionyl-tRNA aminoacylation. Gene Ontology annotation, molecular function: ATP binding; methionine-tRNA ligase activity. The record is from RefSeq and is a predicted model, not a curated record.
AUGGCUCAGAAGAUUAGAUCUGCAGAAGGUCUCUUGCGUCAGGUCGUACCUAAGGGUGAACCGAUAUUGCCAAAGGACGGCGAGAAAAACGUUCUUAUCACGUCUGCUUUACCGUAUUGUAAUAAUGUACCACAUCUUGGGAAUAUCAUCGGAAGCACACUGAGUGCUGACGUGUUCGCGAGAUACAAUCGAACACGAAAUCGACGUACACUGUACGUUUGUGGUACGGAUGAGUAUGGGACGGCAACGGAGACGCAAGCUUUGAAGGAAGGGAUCACGCCGAAAGAGCUUUGCGAUAAGUAUCAUUUGUUACAUCGGGCAACAUACGAUUGGUUUGAGAUCGCAUUUGAUCAUUUUGGGAGAACAACGACACCACAGCAUACAGAGAUUUCCCAAGGAAUUUACAAGAAUCUGAGCAAGAAUGGUCUUCUUUCGAAACAAACGAAAGAGCAAACUUAUUGUGAAGGGUGUCAAAAAUUCCUUGCCGAUCGUUUCGUCGAAGGAACUUGUCCUCAUUGCGGAGCUGAUGACGCACGAGGAGAUCAAUGCGACGUCUGCAGUCGCACCCUCGACGCUAUCGAACUCAUCAAUCCACGAUGUCUCGUCAACAAAGAGCACAAAGUAGUAGCUCGUGAAUCUGCGCACAUGUAUGUACGGCUCGACUCGGUACAACCGCGCACGGAGGAAUGGAUAAAACGAUCGUGGAAAGCUGGCGGUUGGUCAGCAAACGCGGUGAUCAACAGUGAUGGCGUCUUGGUUGAUGCUCGAUUGAAGGGUGGAUUACGACCGAGCCCUGUUACGCGAGACUUGACGUGGGGUGUGCCCGUUCCCGAUAUUGAGGGUGCGGAUAACCAAGAAAUGAAGGGGAAAGUUUUAUACGUUUGGUUCGAUGCACCCAUUGGAUACCCAAGUAUCACCGCUAACUAUACCCCGGAAUGGGAAAAAUGGUGGUUCAAUCCAGAACAUGUUCGUUUAUACCAGUUCAUGGGCAAGGACAACGUAUACUUCCAUACCAUCUUCUUUCCGUCGAUUCAACUAGGAGAUGGAAGAGACUGGACGUUGCUGCACCAUCUUUCCACCACAGAGUACCUUAACUAUGAAGGCGGGAAGUUUUCGAAGAGCCAUAAUCGUGGCGUCUUUGGGCCUGCAGCGAAAGAGACGGGAAUCCCUGUGUCUGUCUGGCGAUACUACCUGUUAUCUUCACGACCUGAAACUCAGGACGCCAUGUUCUCAUGGGCGGAAUGUAUUGCCGCAAACAACAACAUUCUCUUGAAGAACUUCGGAAACUUCGUUAACCGAGUUCUAACUUUCGUCGCGAAGAAUUAUGAUGGCAUCCUUCCUGACGGCGGUGAUUCGGAAGGUCCUAUAUCACCCAAUGGUGAGCACGAUGCGGACUUCGUUUCGGACGUCAACAGUCUCUUGCAACAAUACAUCGACGCACUAGAGUCUGUAAAGUUACGUUUGGGCUUGCACAUCAUCAUGCAAAUAUCCUCUCGCGGCAACCUUUAUCUCCAAUCCUCCGGUCUAGGUUCCGCGUUGAAAGACUCCAGCCCGAAGCGAUGUGCCCAGGUACUCUGCCGCGCAGUGAAUCUUAUCUACAUACUUUCUGUGCUCGUGGAACCAUUCAUGCCGGCAACCGCCAAGGCCAUCUUGGCGCAGCUCAACGCGCCGCAACGUACAGUACCAGAGGCACUUGGCAUUGAUAUCUUACCUGGUCACACGCUAGGGAAGCCUGCUCAUCUGUUCAAACCCAUCAAGGAAGAGAUGGCAGAGACUUGGCGGGCGCAGUUUGCUGGGACGAAGAAGGACCAGACGGGGAAUGGGCCAUUGCCCUCUGAGGCGGCUCCGGCUCCGGCACUUUCGAAGCGUAAAGCUGCAGCCGCAGCGAAAGCAGCUGCGAAGAAGAAUGAGGAGUAUACUGGCCCGAAGACACCUGAGAUCGUCGCGCUUGAGACGAAGAUUGCUGCCCAGGGCGAUCUAGUUCGGACACUGAAGGCUGAGAUGCCGAAGACGAAGGAGAUAGACGACGAAUUAGUUGCUGCCGUAGAGGAGUUGAAGAAACUCAAGACUGACCUUGCACAAGAGAUAAAGAUUUUACAAGCGGCUUGA